Molecule: messenger RNA, 1605 nt
Organism: Talaromyces rugulosus
Lineage: Eukaryota; Fungi; Ascomycota; Eurotiomycetes; Eurotiales; Trichocomaceae
Exons: 11
Coding region: 1-1605 (534 amino acids)
Biological process (GO): fructose metabolic process; fructose 2,6-bisphosphate metabolic process
Cellular component (GO): cytosol
Molecular function (GO): 6-phosphofructo-2-kinase activity; fructose-2,6-bisphosphate 2-phosphatase activity; ATP binding
Source: RefSeq, a predicted model, not a curated record
AUGGACACUCUACUCACUGCGGACGUGGUCGCUAGCUCUCCUCGAUUCCGGAGGAAGUCAAGCACCUUUGUGGAUGCCAUCCAUGAUCUCCCAGAAAAGGCCGACAUGGCCCCGGCACAGCUCUAUAGCACCGAGUCCGGGAGGCUUUUUCACUCGGGUCGCAUUGUGAUCAUCACCGUUGGCCUGCCGGCCAGGGGCAAGACCCAUAUUUCGGUGGCUUUGGCUCGCUACCUCCGAUGGCUCGGAGUCAAGACUCGCAUCUUUCAUCUAGGGGACUAUAGACGGGCCACUAUUGGGCCAGGGCAAGAUAUGCCCGAUGACUAUUUCUUUGUCAAUGCUUCCGCAUCAUCAGUUCUCCUGCGGCAGAAGAUUGUAAAGAAGUGCCGUGAUGAUAUAGCCCAUUUCCUGUCCCACGAAAACGGCCAAAUAGCAAUCUACGACGCUGUCAACCCAAUAGCUGCCGGCCGUCGCUCGCUUGCCAAAGAGUUUUCCAAACAGAACAUAGAGACACUUUUUAUCGAGUCAAUGUGUGAUGACCCAAAGAUUAUAGAAGAAAAUGUCCGGAGCGUCAAGAUCUCUUCGCCCGACUACGUGAACUGGGAUGCCGACGAAGCUAUCAAGCAUUAUCUGGGACGUAUAUCUGCAAGGAUCCCACACUUUGAAACUAUGGAGGAGAAAGACCUCAACUAUAUCAAGAUGAUCAAUGCAGGCGAGCGCCUGAUUGUCAACAACUGCAGCUUUGGAUAUCUUUCCCACAGAAUUGUGUUCUAUCUUCUUAACCUCCACAUCAAAGCAAGGCAUACGUAUUUCGCCAGGGCUGGGGUUUCAUUGGACGCAAACUCUUACAAACAAGACUCAUCAUUAUCAGAGAGAGGCGAGGACUAUGCGAAGAAAAUGACGGACGUUUUGUUGCAACAUCGGGAGUCUGAAAGAAAAGCUCUGCUCGAACAAGGAGAGUCACCUGCUGCUUUGAAACCGUUGACUGUGUGGACAUCGACUAGACGUAGAACGGUUGAGACUGCAAAGUGCCUGCAUGAAAAAGGCUAUACGGUUCGCCAGAGAUCACAACUAAGCCAGUUGAAUCCCGGGGUGUGUGAGAAAAUGUCAGAACACCGCAUCAGGCUGGAGUACCCUGAAGAAGUUGCAAAGCACGAGGCAGAUCCUUACCACCAUCGUUAUCCCCGAUCAGAGUCUUAUCAUGAUUUAGCCGUGCGACUGGAGCCAAUCAUCCUUGAACUGGAACGAGAGCACAACGACCUUCUCAUUAUUGCCCAUGAAAGUGUGCUUAGAGUGUUAUAUGGUUAUUUGAUGGCCUGCAAUGCCGCUGAUAUUCCAUUUUUAUCGUUCCCUCGUGACGAAAUCAUCGAGAUUAUUCCAGCUAGCUAUCAAAACGAAGCAAGGAGGGUCAAAAUCCCGGAUUUGCCAGAGGAGACCAUUCCCGCAUCCCCGGAGGACAUCAAGAUCCCUGUACCUCCCAGUGGGUACACUUCACCUACGGCAGGUCUGGGAACUCCGGCGACGGGCGGGUCAACGCCCCAGAGCGGGUUCCGGACCCCCAGAGAGCCCGAAAGGCUCACCCAGCAGCACGUGGAAGACGUGGUGUAG